AUGGACGCGGCCGUCGCAGAGCUUGUGAGCAAGAUCCAGGUGUACGUCUACCCACGACGGAUUCGUGUCAAGGAGUUCUUCAAUGACUUCGAUCCUCUCAAACAUGGGCGGUGCACCUUCAUCAACUUUGCGAGGGCAGUGAAUAUGUUGGGGAUGUCAGGCCUUAGUGAAGAGGAAGUCGACGCCUUGGCAGAGCACUUCACGGAGCAUGGCGCGCAUGUUGCGCCACCGGCCAUCGUGAACUACAUCAAGUUCUGCGAGACAAUCGAUCAGGUCUACAUUGUGGGCAGUCCAGAUGAGCAUCACAUGUCUUGCUCCCCAAGCACCACCCAGCUGAUGUCGUUCAAGCCCAGCUCCCCUGAAGAGGAAGAGAAGUUCAUGCACGCGCUUCAUCGCCUAGCAGCGCUGUGCAAGGCAAGGGGCCUUCUCUUCAAGCAGGUCUUUUUCGAUAUCGACCGCGCCCCAGUAGCAUCGCCAGCGAGAACCUCUCCCUUCAUGGGCGGGAAGGUGACCAGGGAGCAGUUCAUCAAGAGGUUCCCUUUCAAGAAGGAGUUUCCGCUUGAGGAUGUAGAGCUGCUCGCAAACAACUACAUGACAGACAAGGGGGACGUCCACUUCAUGGCCAUGCACAAUGACAUUUCCGAGGUGUCUUCCCAUGAGCCUCCACCAGUGCCCAGGAGUGACUUGAUCCUGAAGCCGGACGAUUCGGAGUGGAGCCAGGGCCUCUACACCAUCGUGGACAAGUUGCGCGCUAAGGUUGUGGAGAAGAGGGUCCGCAUCAAGGAGUACUUCCAGGACUUUGACCACCUGAAGAAGGGCUUUUGCAAGGCUUCGCAGGUCAAGACUGUGCUGACCAUCUGCGACCUCGGGAAGGCAGUUAGCCCCGCAGACUAUGAGGAGCUUCUUCACCGCUACGAGCGAGAAGAUGGCAUGUUCUGCUACGGGGACUUCUGCGCAGACGUCGACAGGGAAUUUGCAACCCCAAACUUGGAGAAAGAUCCUUUGGCACAGACCAGCAUGCCGGAUGCCACCUCGACGAUGGUCGCCAGGCGCAACAAGGUCCUGAUGUCCGCGGAAAAGUUGAAACAGUGGGAGUGGCUGGAGAGCAAGAUUCGCUCCAAGGUGCAGAGACAUCGCAUCAAUCUCCUACCCUCCUUCAAGGACAUGGAUCGCAGCAACUGCUCACACAUCACUAAGAACCAGUUCCACCGAGUGAUGCAGAGCAUGGGCUUUGAUCUCUCAGAGGAGGAUGUGAUUCUGCUGGGCAACGUCUACUGCGACUUGGGAGACCACUUGAUCUUCAACUACGUAGACUUCCUGAAGAGCGUGGACGUCCCUUCUGAAGAUGUGGAGCUGGCGAUUGCGCAGCUGCAGGCUCCCUACAAAGGCGAUGAGAUCUCACAUUAUUUCGACUCCAGGGGCAAGGUGAUCCCGGCCGACCAGGCAAUCAUGGCAUAG
Molecule: messenger RNA, 1458 nt
Organism: Symbiodinium pilosum
Lineage: Eukaryota; Dinophyceae; Suessiales; Symbiodiniaceae
Source: the annotation of a GenBank genome assembly